GUCUCGUAUGAGACUUGGGACGGCGUUGGAGCACUGAUAACCUCCUCCGCCCGGUGAGGGAGGACGGAAGACUGUAGCGGAUCCCAUGACUGGGUGGACCCUAUUCCCACAGGAUGGCUCGUGAGGAGGCUGGGAGGCUGCCCCAAGUACUGGCCCGGGUGGGGACCUCCCACGGUAUCACUGACCUGGCCUGCAAGCUCCGCUUCUAUGACGACUGGGCUCCGGAGUAUGACCAGGAUGUAACUGCUUUGAAGUAUCGAGCCCCACACCUUGCUGUGGAUUGUCUCAGUCAAGCCCUUCAGGGCCCACCCCACGAUCCCCUGAUCCUGGAUGUGGCCUGUGGCACUGGCCUGGUAGCUGUGGAGCUACAGGCUCGGGGCUUCCUUCAGGUGCAGGGGGUGGACGGAAGCCCAGAAAUGCUGAAGCAGGCCCGAGCCCGUGGCCUGUACCACCACCUUAGCCUCUGUACCCUGGGCCAGGAGCCGCUGCCCUACCCUAAAGGGACCUUUGACGCCGUGAUUAUUGUGGGCGCUCUCAGUGAGGGACAGGUGCCCUGCAGUGCCAUACCUGAGCUACUAAGAGUCACCAAGCCGGGUGGACUUGUUUGUCUGACUACCAGGACCAACCCUUCCAACCUUCCAUACAAGGAGGCACUGGAAGCCGCCUUAGACUCCCUGGAGCAGGCUGGAGCGUGGGAACGCCUGGUGACCCAGCCUGUGGACCACUGGGAGCUAGCCACUUCAGAAAGAGAGUCAGGGCUGGCCACCUGUGCCAACGAUGGCUUCAUCUCUGGCGUCAUCUACCUUUACCGAAAGCAGGAGACAGCCCAGGGUGAGAGAGGGAGGCUCAGUAUCCAGCCCCUAAUUGACCACUGAUCCUCUAUGUA
Molecule: messenger RNA, 886 nt
Organism: Rattus rattus (black rat)
Lineage: Eukaryota; Metazoa; Chordata; Mammalia; Rodentia; Muridae
Gene: Mettl27
Product: methyltransferase like 27
Exons: 5
Coding region: 114-875 (253 amino acids)
Source: RefSeq, a predicted model, not a curated record